Messenger RNA from Capra hircus (goat), 3061 nucleotides. It is a transcript of the gene CAMK1G, whose product is annotated as calcium/calmodulin dependent protein kinase IG. Gene Ontology annotation, biological process: peptidyl-serine phosphorylation. The record is from RefSeq and is a predicted model, not a curated record. Gene Ontology annotation, cellular component: intracellular anatomical structure. NCBI's taxonomy places the organism in Eukaryota, Metazoa, Chordata, Mammalia, Artiodactyla, Bovidae. The transcript is spliced from 13 exons. Gene Ontology annotation, molecular function: ATP binding; calmodulin binding; calcium/calmodulin-dependent protein kinase activity. Bases 473 to 2167 code for a protein of 564 amino acids.
UUCUGGGCAGAGAAAGGGGAGCAAAACAUUCCUAUGUGCCUGGCCUGCCAUGCCCGCCCGCAUUCCAGGGGCAGCCCUGUCAGCUCUGUGCCUGGAGGGGCCGUCCAUGUGCAGGGUAUCAGGACUGCCAGCAUCCUCACCGCCCUCCCUCCUGCUCUGCCUGCAUCCCUUAACCUCUGACCCAUCUGUCAAAUGCCCUGUUCUGGUCCUCCCUUCCUGUUCAGUUGUGAGGAAUAGGAGAGCCAGUGCGGGGGUGGAGGGGUGGGGAGGAGGUUAGUAAACAGCCUGUGGCUCCACAGACCCAAGGAAGGCAGACCAGCCUCAGUCCCUCCUGGCCGGUGCCGGCUGCUUAGGAUGCAGAACCCAGCGGAGGCACCGCUGUCAGUCAUGCGGCUCCUCCCUCACCUUCCCCGGGGGCGCCUCUGUCUCCCCUUCCGUCUUUCAACUUCCCUAGUUCAGUUCUCAAGUCAGGAUGGUCACAGGAGGUCUGGACUCACCACCACCACCCCCACCCACACUGGGGCCCUUCUCUCCACGUAACUUUGACGCACGAUCAUUAACCCUGAAGCUCCCAGAGGCAGUUGUCGGGGCUCUCUCGCCGCUGCCCUGGCGGCACUUCAUGGCUGGCCAGCUGCUUGCUCUGGAAUCAGAUCAACCGAUGAAGAGGAAAAUCUCUGAGAAGGGUCACGGGAGUCAAGAGGGUUCCCUCUUGGCAUCCCCAGAAGCUUCAACUCUGGAGGCGAUGGGUAGAAAGGAAGAGGAUGACUGCAGUUCCUGGAAGAAACAGACCACCAACAUCCGGAAAACUUUCAUCUUCAUGGAAGUGCUGGGAUCAGGAGCUUUCUCAGAAGUUUUCCUGGUGAAGCAAAGGGUAACUGGGAAGCUCUUUGCCCUGAAGUGCAUCAAAAAGUCACCUGCCUUCCGGGACAGCAGCCUGGAGAAUGAGAUCGCUGUGCUGAAAAAGAUCAAGCACGAGAACAUUGUGACCUUGGAGGACAUCUAUGAGAGCACCACUCACUACUACCUGGUCAUGCAGCUUGUUUCUGGUGGGGAGCUCUUUGACCGGAUUCUGGAACGGGGUGUCUACACAGAGAAGGAUGCCAGCCUGGUGAUCCAGCAGGUGUUGUCAGCUGUGAAAUACCUCCACGAGAACGGCAUCGUCCACAGAGACUUAAAGCCUGAAAACCUCCUGUACCUCACCCCCGAGGAGAAUUCUAAAAUCAUGAUCACAGACUUUGGUCUCUCCAAGAUGGAGCAGAGUGGUGUCAUGUCCACUGCCUGUGGGACCCCAGGCUACGUGGCUCCAGAAGUGCUGGCCCAGAAACCCUACAGCAAGGCUGUGGAUUGCUGGUCCAUCGGUGUCAUCACUUACAUAUUGCUGUGUGGGUAUCCCCCCUUCUAUGAAGAAACUGAGUCUAAGCUGUUUGAGAAGAUCAAGGAAGGCUACUAUGAGUUUGAAUCUCCGUUCUGGGAUGACAUUUCUGAGUCAGCCAAGGAUUUUAUUUGCCACUUGCUGGAGAAGGACCCGAAUGAGCGGUACACCUGCGAGAAGGCCUUGAGGCACCCCUGGAUUAACGGAAACACAGCCCUCCACCGGGACAUCUACCCAUCAGUCAGCCUCCAGAUCCAGAAGAACUUCGCCAAGAGCAAGUGGAGGCAAGCCUUCAACGCAGCGGCCGUGGUCCACCACAUGCGGAAGCUGCACAUGAACCUGCACGGCCCAGGGGUCCGGCCAGAGGUGGAGAACAGGCCGCCCGUCCCUGCAGCCUCGAGACCCACCUCCCCGGAGAUCACCAUCACCGAGACACCCGCUGCCCCGGGCCCGAGCGCGGCGGCCCCCGUGCCGCCCCGGCUGCCCUGCCGGCACGGCCCCCAGCCUGUGGCCCCCGGGGGCAGGUCCCUCAACUGCCUGAUCAAUGGCUCCCUCCGCAUCAGCAGCAGCUUGGUGCCCAUGCAGCAGGGGCCCCUGGCCGUCGGGCCCUGCGGCUGCUGCUCCAGCUGCACGAACGUUGGCGCCAAAGCAAACGCCUCCUACUGCUCGGAGCCCACACUGCUCAAAAAGGCCAACAAAAAACAGAACUUCAAAUCGGAAGUCAUGGUGCCAGUGAAAGCCGGCGGCAACUCCCACUGCCGGGUGGGGCAGACUGGAGUCUGUCUCAUCAUGUGAUUCCUGGGGCUCAUGUCUGUCUCACUACAAUUUUCAGGAGAGAUACUCAACUCUUCUCAGCCCUUCCAGACCUGGAGUCCACCCUGCAGCGGGAGGGCGGGAGAGCGAGCAGACCAAGACCUGAUCGGACGCAGCAGCCGGCUGCCGCCCAGGGCAGAGCCUCCCCGAAGGCCCGGGAGCGAGCCCCGGCGCGGUGGAGCUUCAGGAAGCUGUGGGCAGGAGGAGUGGCAUCCUCCCAGGCCUGCCUGAUCCAUGCCCCCCCACCCCCGCCCCGACACGCCCACCCCUACCGGGGUGGCUCUGCGCAGGGUGCGUAGACAGCUCGUGCCCAGGUCUGUGUCGUUGUGAAAAGCUUAACGGGCUGGCCCAUCUGUGUUGUCAUUUCCGAGCAAAGCCAUAUGGAGCAACUACCCAGCCUCCCCACUCAGCACACACUCGCUCCUGCCUCUCAUUGACGGAGGGGCCUGCCGGUCUGCAUGAGUGACAGGCAGCAUCGCAGUCUGCCUGUGAGCUCUCUGAAUUCACCUCCCAACUCCCUAACUCCUGGAUGAUCCACUUCUGAUCGGCCUAUGCCUCCACGCCCAUCCAAAAGCAGUACUACACCCUCCAAGAUGAAACAGAAAGAAACCCACCACUAGGUACUGUAAGCACUUUUUAUCCUGGCCAGACGCCCUCCACACACAGACACACACACACACACACACACACACUCAAUUAAGUAAAAAUUGGAAGUCGACUGUUGUCCUUUCAGCCAGUCAUUCAAAUGCUGCUUCUGCUCCUUUCUCUCCCUGAAAAUCAGGCACAUUGUUUUUGUCCCGCCCGUUUUCUUGUCCUCCGCCCCCUCCAGCUUCCUGCUCUGUGUUGUGCUGAAUAAAAUGGACAUAUUUUUCUCUA